AUGGCUCUUCAACUGCCAGUGGGUCGUUUCUGGCGUUCCAAGUGGCUCAAGUACGUUUGUGUUGUACUGGUCGUGGUUGGAUUGUUCUUCUGCGGCUGGGAUGCUCUGCCCGAUACCUCGUUGCAACUGCCAAGCUUGACAACCCCUGAGGUCCUGUCAACGAUGUUCGAUCCACCAAUCUUGUAUGCAACGGAGUUCGACAACCUUUCAUCGAUUGCAGCUACGGUUGGAAUUCCAAUUGGUUUACUCGAAUCAAUUAUUCAGACCAACGAUCUAUCAAAACCAGUGACAGUCGUGCCCAACAAACACCACGAAAAUGCUUCCGAGCAAGCCGUCGGAACUUCGACACUACAAAAGCGCGUCUUGGAUGGCGAUAUUAUGCUCAAUGACCAGCCUGUGUUUGAUUGUCCGGCUGACUAUCCAAUUUUUUGGGGAGCAGUAUGCGUCGCCACCCCUGAGGGAUCUUCUCGCUCCGGAGGGUACGAGAUGAGAUGCGGUGGAGACACCGAGCAUCACCCACAAAUCAUUCUAAGGAGAUGGUGUCCACCCGACGAGUUCUGUCUACAAUUGAACCGCUUCACUUUACCGUGGGUCCAAUGCGGCAAGAUUUACCCUCGAUCAAAAGGAGCAGGCCGAAAAGACCACGACAAGGACAAGGACAAGGACAAGGACACAGAGCCAGCCGGUGGGAAGAAAUCAGGCAAGAAGCCUGGCUUGUGGUCAAAAUUGAUCAAGGGAUCGAGUUCGAAGAGCGUUUCCAUACGCACGGGGUCAGGAGAAGGACGAUCAGGUCGUCAACGAGCUGUCAACUUCAAUGCAUUUUUGAUGACUACUCAUGAGCCUCUUGAAGCAUCACAGAGCCAUUGGCUCGUCAAGCCUGCAGUUCCAAUAACUUGUUCAAGCGUGGAAACCGGGCAAGAGCUUUGCAAAACGGACGUGAGUAGCACGAGUGUCAAUUCUUUCGCGUGCAGGCCCACUGGCAUCUUCUCCAUCAAAGACUCGUCAACCAUUAAGUGUGACUUCCAACUCAAAGCAUCGCAAGCGGCCAUCUUUGUCGGUAUUUCUAUGUGGUACCCUGCUUCAGUCGCAAUCAAGAAGACGAUUGGCUAG
Protomyces lactucae-debilis is the source of this 1110-nucleotide messenger RNA. RefSeq lists its product as uncharacterized. The coding region runs from base 1 to 1110 and encodes 369 amino acids. The transcript has 2 exons. NCBI's taxonomy places the organism in Eukaryota, Fungi, Ascomycota, Taphrinomycetes, Taphrinales, Protomycetaceae. The record is from RefSeq and is a predicted model, not a curated record.